Penicillium cataractarum is the source of this 699-nucleotide messenger RNA. RefSeq lists its product as uncharacterized. Lineage: Eukaryota; Fungi; Ascomycota; Eurotiomycetes; Eurotiales; Aspergillaceae. The record is from RefSeq and is a predicted model, not a curated record. The transcript has 2 exons. Bases 1 to 699 code for a protein of 232 amino acids.
AUGGAUCCAGACGCCAGUAUCCCCGGCGAUCCCGCGCCCUCCGUCUUCAACUACGUCCUCUCCUUCCUCCUCGUCGGCGUCGCAUGGGGCUUCACCACCCCCUUUAUCCGCCGCGCGGCCGCCGAUUUCAACGCGCGACAGGAGAAACAAUCUGCCAGCGCGACUUCCACCUCCGACCGCGGGCGGUCGCAUACACAAGCCCCAGUCGAGUCGGCGCUGAAUGGGGAAGAAGAGGAGCAGGAAUUGCUUCCUCAGUAUGAGCAGGAUGGCGAGGGGGUGAGGAGGAGGAGUGGGAGUCGUCAGCGUGAGGAGGCUGGACGUUUAGCUGGGGAGGGGCCGGAAGGGGAUGUAGAUGCUACUCCUGCGCCGGCGUGGAUGCAGUCUUCGGGUCAGCAGCAGUCUUGGGUAAAGGCGAAGAUUGUCUCGAUCUUUUGGACUGUUGUCAAUCUUCUUCGGACGCCGGCGUAUUCGAUUCCCUUGGUGAUUAACUUGACGGGGAGUAUCUGGUUCUUUUUGCUUGUUGGGAAGCAUGAACUCUCCCUUACUGUGCCGCUGGCCAAUUCAAGUGCCUUUUUGUUCACGGUGCUUGGGGAGUGGUAUGUCGAGCGCAAGGUCAUUGCCAAGGAGACAUGGCUGGGCUUGAUCCUGGUCCUUGGUGGAAUUGCUCUGUGUGUCCACUCGAAGAACCAGACAGUUUGA